AUGUGCCGCCUCCUGGCCUACGUGGGGGACCCCAUCCUCCUGGCGCACCUGGUGCUGUGGCCGGACAGGUCCAUCAUCAAGCAGUCGUACGACGCGCAGGAGCGCAAGAUGAACCCCUCCCUGCCCUCGCACCUGUGCCACGGCAACCUCAACGGCGACGGCUUCGGAAUCGGGUGGUACUCCCAGGAGGGCAGCGACACCUCGCCGUGUGUCUUCACCAGCGUCACACCAGCGUGGAACAAUGACAACCUAGCACGGCUCUCCCGCAAGAUCACAUCGCAACUUAUAUUCGCCCAUGUGCGCGCUGCCUACCCAGGCAUGCCUGUGAGCGAGCAGAACUGCCACCCCUUCAUGUGGGGCAGGUACAUGUGGAUGCACAAUGGAGUGGUGGGAGGAUUCUCAAAGAUCAAGCGGCGGAUUGUGGCGCUGCUGUCGGACGAAGCAUACAAUACAGUGGCUAGCUUCCACUCGGACUCCGCAGCCUCCUUUGCUCUGUUCCUGCAUCACCUCCCCAGCAUGACGGCACCUCAAUCACCAGAUGUGCUCCUGCAGGCCAUGCAGGAAGAGAUGGAGGCGACCUCUGAGACGUCACUGCUGAAUUUCGUCGUGUCAGACGGCAACACUGUGAUCGCUACACGGUAUGUGUCGCCAGACACGGAGGAGCCUGCAUCACUGUACUUUGCCGAAG
Ostreobium quekettii is the source of this 688-nucleotide messenger RNA. Lineage: Eukaryota; Viridiplantae; Chlorophyta; Ulvophyceae; Bryopsidales; Ostreobiaceae. The record is from the annotation of a GenBank genome assembly.